CAUUCCGCUAUAUGUUCUGCCACCGGUGCGAAUGGUUUAACAUGCACUAAAACAAGGCAGUUAAACGUUAUUUUUCUUGACUGGGGAAAAAACGCUUGACUUGAAUGUGAAGGAUUUUUCAAAAGUUUUUAUUUCCUUUUGCAAAGAAGUUUUUAUUAAUUUAAAAUAUUUUCAUAUUUUUAGUAAAAAUAACAUUUAAAAUAUCGAUUGUAGUCCGAACGCAGACAUGUAAUGUACACUAUAAUGUGCACACAGAUAAAAUAACAAGUGUGGUUUUGCGGUUACACAAGUAGCAGGAGAAAAGAAGAAAACUUAGAGAAAUACAUAAAACCGCGGGAGUUGUCGGAAUUAGACGUAGACGCUUGUCAAGUUUCAUCUUCUUUCUUAUCCGAAUGACGCAAAAGAGUUUAGUAUAAGCUCUAAUUAAAAUAACAUAUUAUAGAAGUUCAAUCAGAGAUAUUAUUUUCACGUACUUUUGUGGUAAUUUGUGUAUUUUUUCUUAUAACAUUUGUAGAAAAUUGUUAGAGUUAACAUUAAAUUGCAAAAAUGAAGAUUGGAGGACUGGUGAAUAUUGGAACGUGUUGUAAUGUGCUUGGACUUGUGUUAGGUGUACUUGUCACUGUAAUAGACCAGGUACGGUCGCAGCGUUCAACUCAAUGGUCAGAGGGUAGUCUGAGACUUGUAGGUGGGAGAACAAAGAAUGAGGGUACCGUACUGAUAUAUCACUGGUCACGUUGGGGUGCAAUAUGCGAUGAUUAUUGGGAUAUUAGGGACGCCAAUGUAGUUUGUAAUGAACUAGGAUUCGCAGGGGCGAAAGAGGCACCAAGGAGAUCCAGAUUUGGAAAAGGACGACGGAGGGUAUGGCUGUCUGGUUUACAUUGUCGAGGAAAUGAACGUCACGUGACUAUGUGCUAUUCUCGUGGGUGGGGUCGUCACGUUUCACACUGUAAAAGUUAUUGGUCUUCUGCUGGUGUGAUAUGUAACCGUAGGAGGACAACUACAACGACAACCACAACGACAACAACAACUCGCCCAACAACAACAACAAAGAAGACAACAACACCAACUACCACCAGGCCUCGUCCUACCACAACUACCACCACAACAACAACUACGACUACGCCCCGCCCAACCAAAGCAACAACAGAGAAAACAACUCAAAAACACACAACAGCGGAAAGAAUUACCCAGAAACCGACUACAACAGAAAAAGCAACCACCCCUAAACCGACGACGACGACAAAAAAGACGACGUCUGCUGCUGCUCCGCCUCCUGUGUACAAUAGAUGGAUUUAUGAUAGAGAGACAUGGAGAUACUAUAUGUACUAUAGAGAUGGCACUUUUAUAACAUCUGCGCCAGACCCGAGGUACGCCAGAGCAAGGAAUACUACGACCACAACCACCACCACCACAACAACAACACCUCGACCUACACCACGUCCACGCCGCAUAAACUACAAUACAAUCGACAACACAAUAGACGAAGACAGUAACAACAACAAUGGUAUAGAUAUUGCUAUUCGUAACAGUCUGGAUAAUAGCAUUAAUUCUCAGUCUCCACAAGAAAUUCGUCAAGGAACAGAUACUUCCGCAACACGACAUGGACAUCAUAGACACAGACACCAUCAUCAGAAGGACGGAUACCUUCAAGACCAGCCUGUUGUUGAUCCAGAGGAUAUGAACCCUAGUUUAAAUGAAAUUACUGAAGAUAUUGACGAUUCCUCAGAAAUCUUUGACAACCUGAUCGAGACUGAUCAUAUUGAGACUGAGCCACAAACCGUAAAACCGACACCCCCUGGUUAUACGGAAUAUAGAGUGGUAGGCGGUCGGGAUUACAAAGGGUACACAGAAGGGCGCCUGGAAGUGCGUCUAGCAAACUCCUUUACUUGGGGUGUUAUUUGCGGUGACAAUUUUGAACUACGGGCUGCCAUUGUGGCAUGUAAACAUUUCAAUGCUGGUUACGCUAGACAAGCUCACAAGACUGAUUACUAUGGUGGAAGUGGAAUAGAUAAAGUCCUUGCUACAUUGAGAUGCACAGGAAAGGAGGAGCGAUUAGAGGAAUGUACAAUGGAACAAUAUGAGAUGACCCCUGGUAGAGCUGCUUGUUCCAAACCCCAGUCAGUGGCAGGAAUAAUCUGUGAAUCAAGACUACCCGAUUUAGAGCCGGACCUUAAAGCGAUAGAAGAGAGCGUAUUUCUACGUGACAGAUACCUGUACUAUCUACAGUGUGCAUACGAGGAAAAGUGUCUUUCUACCUCAGCCGAUGCUUUAUAUGGAUCAAGAACUUGGGCCUACGCUACAAGAAGAUUACUGCACUUCUCAACGAUUGCAAAGAACAUUGGUACCGCUGAUUUCAGACCUGAUAUAGACAGAUCACAGUGGGAAUGGCACGCAUGUCAUCAGCAUUAUCAUAGUAUGGAAUCGUUUUCACACUACGACAUUAUAGACAAGCAUGGUAACCAAAUUGCGGAGGGACACAAAGCAAGUUUCUGUUUGGAGGACUCAAAGUGUGAUAGGGGCGUCUAUCCUAAAUAUAAUUGCCAGGGCUUCGGCCAUCAAGGUAUUUCCGUGGGUUGUUCGGAUAGCUAUUUGGCAGAUAUUGACUGCCAAUGGAUAGAUGUGACUGACGUAAAUCCAGGAACGUACACAUUGAAGAUUGAACUCAACCCGAAUAUGAAAGUUCCGGAGAUAUCUUUUGAUAACAACGUAGCGAGGUGUGAUCUGUAUUUUAACAGCAGACAGGCAACUGUACAAAACUGCAGAUUAGACACUUUAUUAUAGUGCGAAAUAGAAAUGUUUUUGAGUGCAUAAUAGCGGGUGAUCCUAUCUUCAGUAUGUUAUAUGACCUUGAGCAAAUAUAAGAUUUUACGAGUCCGGAGUUUAAGGCUUACGUGCCAAAAGGAAGCUCAAUAGUGGUGAUGAAUUAUGUAACAGGUGCCUCAAUUAUUGCUUACUGUCAGUUUUGAUCAAACUAAGACUUCAAACACCUGGAAGCCGUGCAUUUUUUGUGCACAUUAUUGUAUGUUUUAUGUUAAUUUAAUUGGUUAGAACAGGUUGCUGGUAAAUAUAGCGUGUAAAAGCAUUCCUGAUGUAUAAAACAUUUUGUGGGAUACGUGGUGAAUUUCUAGAUCUCAGUAAACAUGUUUACUGCAAUUAUUCAGGAGUGGGAGUUAUCCUGGACCAUUUUUUUUCGGAACAAAAAUGUUUACUUUUUCAUUUGCUAUAAUCUGAUUUCCGAGCAUCGCUUUGUGUAAUAACGAAUUCUUGAUUCUAGUAUGUUCCUUUCGGAAUGCCACGCAUCGUCAUUUUCAAAAGUUAAUAUCUUAAAAAAGCUAAGUUAUGAAUUAACUCAUAUAACUUUUUUUAGCAAAAAAGAUUACUGAAAUGAGCCGCGCCAUGAGAAAACCAACAUAGUGCGUUUGCGACCAGCAUGGAUCCAGACCAGCCUGCGCAUCCGCGCAGUCUGGUCAGGAUCCAUGCUGUUCGCUUUCAAAGCCUAUUGCAAAUAGAGAAACUGUUAGCGAACAGCAUGGAUCCUGACCAGACUGCGCAGAUGCGCAGGCUGGUCUGGAUCCAUGCUGGUCGCAAACCCACUAUGUUGGUUUUCUCAUGGCACGGCUGAAAUCUAUUUCAAGAACAUUUAAAUUGAUAUAAAAUCUCUAAUAGGAUAUUAGUACGAGCCAAAAAUUGUGCCCGUAUGACACCAGUGGUUGUGUGAUAACAGUUAUGAUUAAACAUUAUAAACAGUUGAUCUCAUUAUAUAUUAUAGUCGAAACUUGAAAGCAUGUUUGGAAACGCAAACAUUUUGUGCAGUUUCACAAUCACAAUCAAAUAAAUUCCUUCACAUUACUUGUAGCGUGUAUAUCAGUUAUCAUUUAGUGCAAGAACAGAAUAUUGGUUACUUCAAUACUUGACAUUAUUUAUCUUCACUGCAAACGUUGACUCACCCGUUAAGAAAGCCUAUCCGAAUAAUUGGCAAUCAUGGUAGUACCAUUUACACACGGUACCAUUAAUUCACACGCCUUGUACAAAAAAUUAACCUAUAUAAAUCAAGAACCACUCUCCAUUCUCAUAUGCUUUUCUGCGUUGCUUAAGAUAUGUUUAAGAAUGAAUUAUGUGUACAUGUCUGACUUUAUUUAUAUGAACUAAAACACGCUUAAUGUAUAUAAUAAAAAGCAUAAUAAUCAGGCCAGUCGUGUUUAGUAUUAACACAUCUUUAUUUGUAAAUAUUUUAUAAAAUUAUUGAAAAUAAAAUAUAUAAAGGCUA
Molecule: messenger RNA, 4267 nt
Organism: Mercenaria mercenaria
Lineage: Eukaryota; Metazoa; Mollusca; Bivalvia; Venerida; Veneridae
Product: lysyl oxidase homolog 3B-like
Exons: 11
Coding region: 547-2781 (744 amino acids)
Biological process (GO): peptidyl-lysine oxidation
Cellular component (GO): membrane
Molecular function (GO): protein-lysine 6-oxidase activity; copper ion binding
Source: RefSeq, a predicted model, not a curated record